CUUCGGCCGGUUUGCAGCUCGGCGGCCGCCGCGCCAGCGCCCUCCCGCCCGCAACCCGUGCAGACAGGCCGGGCGGCCGAGGGAGCUUGGCUCGUGCCUGGUGCCCAGCUCCCGAGUAAACGGCGCACCGAGCGGCGAUGACCGCCGAGGAGAUGAAGGCGGCCGAGAGCGGGGCGCAGUCGGCGCCGCUGCCCCUCGAGGGAGUGGACAUCAGCCCCAAGCAAGACGGAGGCGUGCUUAAGGUUAUCAAGCGAGAGGGCACGGGCAUAGAGUUGCCCAUGAUUGGGGACCGAGUCUUUGUCCACUACACUGGCUGGCUGUUAGAUGGCACCAAGUUUGACUCCAGUCUGGACCGCAAGGACAGAUUCUCCUUUGACCUGGGAAAAGGGGAGGUUAUCAAAGCUUGGGACAUUGCCAUAGCUACCAUGAAGGUGGGGGAAGUAUGCCACAUCACCUGCAAACCGGAAUAUGCCUAUGGUUCAGCGGGCAGCCCUCCAAAGAUCCCUUCCAAUGCCACGCUUGUGUUUGAGGUGGAGUUGUUCGAGUUUAGGGGAGAGGACCUGACAGAAGAGGAAGAUGGCGGAAUCAUCCGGAGAAUACAGACUCGGGGCGAAGGCUAUGCCAGGCCCAAUGAGGGCGCUCUCGUGGAAGUUGCACUGGUGGGGUACUACCAGGACCAGAUCUUUGACCGGCGCGAGCUCCACUUUGAGGUUGGUGAGGGGGAGAGUCUGGAUCUGCCUUGUGGGCUGGAGAAAGCCAUUCAGCACAUGGAAAAAGGAGAACGUUCCAUUGUGUACCUCAAGCCCAGCUAUGCUUUUGGCAGUGUUGGGAAGGAAAAGCUCCACAUCCCACCAAAUGCUGAGCUGAAAUAUGAAGUACACCUCAAGAGUUUUGAGAAGGCCAAGGAGUCUUGGGAGAUGAAUUCAGAGGAGAAGCUGGAACAGAGCACCAUAGUGAAAGAGCGGGGCACUGUGUACUUCAAGGAAGGCAAGUACAAGCAAGCUGUACUGCAGUACAAGAAGAUUGUGUCCUGGCUGGAAUACGAGUCAAGUUUCUCUAAUGAGGAUGCUCAGAAAGCACGGACCCUUCGGCUGGCCUCCCACCUCAACCUCGCCAUGUGUCAUCUGAAACUACAGGCCUUCUCAGCUGCCAUUGAAAGCUGUAACAAGGCCCUGGAACUGGACAGCAGCAACGAGAAGGGCCUUUUCCGCCGGGGAGAGGCCCACCUGGCGGUGAAUGACUUUGACUUGGCACGGGCUGACUUCCAGAAGGUCCUGCAGCUCUACCCCAGCAACAAAGCUGCCAAGGCCCAGCUGGCUAUCUGCCAGCAGCGGAUCCGCAAGCAGCUUGCACGGGAGAAGAAGCUGUAUGCCAACAUGUUUGAGAGGCUGGCUGAGGAAGAAAGCAAGGCCAAGGCAGCAGUAGCUGCUGGAGACCAUCAUGCUGACACAGAGAUGAAGGACGAACAGAAGAAUGAUGUGGCAGGGAGCCAGUCUCAGGUGGAGACGGAAGCAUAGCCUCUCCCCAGCCCUGCUCCUGCGGCUGCCUGCCUCCCCUGCUCCCUACCCUACUCCACCCUGUUAGUUUUGUAAAAACUGAAGAAUUUUGAGCGAAUUAGACCUUUAUUUUUCUAUCUGGUUGGAUGGUGGCUUUGGGGGAAGGGGGAAAGGAGCAGGCUAGGGGAUUAAGGUGGGGGAUCAUUUUAGGUGGCACCCUCUCUUCCCUUCUCCCUUCCCCCAUUACGCUGAACGAAUGUCCAUCCACGUGCACACUCAUCAGAAUGUUAAUUUAUUUUGCUUCCUCUG
This is a messenger RNA of Diceros bicornis minor, 1805 nucleotides long. It is a transcript of the gene FKBP4, whose product is annotated as FKBP prolyl isomerase 4. The coding region runs from base 138 to 1517 and encodes 459 amino acids. The transcript has 10 exons. The record is from RefSeq and is a predicted model, not a curated record. NCBI's taxonomy places the organism in Eukaryota, Metazoa, Chordata, Mammalia, Perissodactyla, Rhinocerotidae. Gene Ontology annotation, molecular function: peptidyl-prolyl cis-trans isomerase activity; protein binding.